CAAGGAUAAAGCACUGUGAGCCGUCACUUCUCCGAUAUCUGAUGAUACUGUGAAAGGAAUGGAAACAACUGUGAUACACUUCAUCCUUCUUGCAGUCAUCUCAGGUUUAACCAAAGGAGCUGGUGUGUUGCCUGAUGUUCUAAAUAAAGCUGUGGGAGAGACGGUGAUGUUCACCACAACAUUGACUCCACCAGAGAAACCAUUUCUAACAGUGGGCUGGGCAUUUGGUGAAAAACCUAUAAUCACUUUCAGUGGUGUAAACUUCACUGCACCAGAGUAUGAAGGCAGGAUCACCCUCUUCAUGUCUACUGGAUCUCUGGAGCUCAGAAAUGUGGCUCUAAAUGACAGUGGGGUAUACAGAGUUAGCAUUUUUUCAUCUGGAGAGCCACAGAAGACAGGUGAAACAAGACUGUACGUAGAUGUGCCAGUUUCCAAUGUAAUAGCAACAGCAAGCAGCACAGACUUGGUGGAGUUCAACAGCUCCAUCCGUCUGUCCUGCUCCUCCUCUGGAUCCUCUCUGUCUUUCCUCUGGCUGAACGGCAGCUCUGAGGUUACAGCCAGUGACAGAGUUCAGCUCACUGAUGGAGGCGCUACUCUCACUAUAGCUAACAUGACCCGCUAUGACCAGGGACCAUUCAGGUGUCAUGUGUCCAAUCCUGUCAGUGAUGGCACCAGUGAUCCAGUAAACCUCUACAUCAGCUACGGCCCAGAGAACAUUAACUUGACAAUUUCUCCAUCACAAGAAUACUAUACAGAAGGGUCAGACAUCAUCCUGAAGUGCUCAGCUGUCUCCAGACCUCCUGCCCUGUUUCACUGGUUGCUGAAUGGAGUCCUGCUGUCUGAUCCUGGACCAGAGCUCAGACUGGUGAACAUUCAGGAGAGUCAGAGUGGCAGCUACACCUGUCUGGCCUUUAACAGCAAAACUCUGAGAUAUGAAUCAGCUCCACCUGCAGCUGUAACUGUGCUGCUCAACAUAGAUGGCCCUGCAAAUAUUAAUGUGACAAUAUCUCUGUCACAAGAAUAUUACGAUGAAGGGUCAGACAUCAUCCUGAUGUGAUCAGCUGAUAGCUCUGUCUUUAGCAGAAAGAGGAUGAAGGAUGGCUCAGAUCUGAUCCUGUCUGACAAUAUAAAACUUUACGACAAGAACAGAGUGUUCUUUGACAGCCUGAAUAGAAAAGACAGUGUAGAAUAUUCCUGUACAGUCAGCAACCUUGUCAGCAAUGAUUAAGCGCAAUACUUAAUGGAUGUGGACUAUGGACCAGAAAAUGUUCAAAUCACAGGUCCAGGUGAGAUACAUCUGAAUGGGAACUUGACUUUAACCUGCUCUGCUGAGUCCAGACCAUCUGCCACUUACACCUGGAUACUGAAUGGGACAAAGAUACACAAUUCUGCUGUGUUCACUAAAGACAACACUAAACCCUCUGACAGUGGCACCUACACCUGUGAAGCUAUGAAUAAAGUGACCAGGAGAAAGUUAUUUGCAGACCAUGAAUUGUCUGUAAAAGAAGGGACGUCUGGAGGUCUUUCACCUGGCGCCAUCGUUGGAAUAGUUAUCUCAGUUUUAGUGGUUGUUUCUGCAGCAGCUGUUGGAGGAUACUUUAUUUAUAAAAAUAAAAUAAAAAACAAAGCUCCACCACCUUCUGAUGAUCAAGAAUUGAAAAAAAAAGAAGAACACAUGUAUGAAAACCUGGAAAAAAUAAGGACAACUACAGGUUGUGAAUUGUUGGCUCACUAUGUUCACAUUUCAGCAAGUCUUUGCUAUGGAGCCGGAGUGCUCCCCGUCGAUCUACUUAGUGGAGUAAAAGGAGAGAGUGUGACCUUCACAACAACCGUGAAACCAACAGCGCAACCAUUUCUGGCAUUGACCUGGAGCUUCAAUGGUACCACCAAUAUAAUAACAUCAACCAGUGCAGAUGUAGUGGGAGCAGGCUAUGAGAACAGGAUCACCCUGGAUAAAUCUACUGGAUCUCUGGUGCUUAGAAACCUGACUGAAAAAGACAGCGGAGAAUACGAGUUAAUCAUCAUCCCGUAUGGAGCCGGACAGAUUCAAGGAACUGCUAAGUUGGAGGUGCUGACCAAAGUGUCAAAACCCACCAUGGCCUGCCCGACAGAGAACGUAGUAGAAGGUAUAACCUCCCUGAACCUAACCUGCAAUUCUGACAGCUUCACGUCUAGAGUGUGGAUGAAGGAUGGCCAACCUCUGGUUGCUGGAGGAAGACUCAGCUUUCACGAUGGGAACAGAGUGUUGUCCAUCAGCCCCGUGAACAGGAUAGACACCGGAGAGUUUCUGUGUAAUGUCAGCAAUGACAUCAGCUUCGAUACCGCCAGAUGCAGACUUCUAGUCUAUUAUGGACCUGACAGACCAGUAAUUGUUCAGACGCCAAUAGGAGCAGAACUUGAAGAGCCCGUCUUUCUUAGCUGCUCUGCUGACUCCCUACCAAAGGCAACUUUCUUCUGGAAGUUCAAACACAUUAUGAUGUACGGGCCCAUACACUACAUCCAUGAGUUAGAACCAAGUCACCUGGGGAGCACCUCCUCUGUGAAAACACUUUCUACGCACCUGGAGACUGCAGGAGAUAUGGAAACAUCUGUGAUACUGGUGAUAAUCCUGGGAACCAUCUCAGGUUUGAGCCAUGGAGCUGGUGUGCUACCAGACAAUCUCAUUGCAGCUGUUGGAGAGACGGUGACGUUCACCACAACAGUGACUCCACCAGCUACUCCGUUUCUAAUAGUAGUGUGGAGUUUUUCCAAUAUCCACGGUGCUCAUUCUAAUAUACUAACCUCGAGCAGCACAGACAUAAUUGAGCCAGCGUAUGCAAACAGGGUCACCCUCUUCAGACCUACUGGAUCUCUGGAGCUCAGGAAUCUGACUCUUAGUGACAAUGGAGAAUACACAGUCAUGAUCAUACCAAAUGGCGGAGCACAGCAGAAAGGAAUUUGCACACUGCUCAUACUCGCACCAGUCUCCAAUGUGGUUGUAACUCCCAGCAGCACAGAUUUGGUGGAGCUCAGCAGCUCUGUCAGCCUGUCCUGUUCCGCUUCUGCUUCCUCUCCCUCUUUCCUCUGGCUGAACGGCAGCUCUGAGGUUACAGCCAGUGACAGAGUUCAGCUCACUGAUGGAGGCGCCACUCUUACCAUUGUCAGUGUGACCCGCUAUGACCAGGGACCAUUCAGGUGUCAAGUGUCCAAUCCUGUCAGUGAUGGCACCAGUGAUCCAGUAAACCUCUCCAUCAGCUAUGGCCCAGAAAACAUAAAUUUGAAGCUGUCUCCAUCACAAGAAUACUAUACAGAAGGGUCAGACAUCAUCCUGACCUGCUCAGCUGUCUCCAGACCUCCUGCCCUGUUUCAGUGGUUUCUGAAUGCAGACCUGCUGUCUAAUACUGGACCGGAGCUCAGACUGAAGAACAUUCAGAUGAAUGACAGAGGGAACUACAGCUGUCAGGCCUUUAACAACAAAACUCUGAGAUAUCAAAUAUCUCCACCUGCAGCUAUAACUGUGCUGGCACCAAUAUCCAAUGUAACGGUAAAUGCCAGCACGACAGAAAUUUUGGAGUCCAGCAGCAGCUCUGUCAGCCUGUCCUGUUCCGCUUCUGGUUCCUCUCCCUCUUUCCUCUGGCUGAACGGCAGCUCUGAGGUUACAGCCAGCGACAGAGUUCAGCUCAUUGAUGGAAACUCCACUCUCACGAUAAUUAAUGUCACACGCUACGACCAGGGACCAUUCUUCUGCCAUGUGUUCAAUCAUUUCAGUAACAGCACCAGCGAUCCAGUAAACCUCCUCAUCAUCUACGGCCCAGAAAAUAUCAAUCUGACAAUAUCUCCAUCGCAAGAAUUCUAUGACGAAGGUUCAGACAUCACUUUGAUGUGCUCAACUGACUCCGGACCUCCUGCCUUGAUUCACUGGUUUCUAAAUGGAGACCUGCUGUCUGAUACUGGACCAGAGCUCAGACUGGUGAACAUUCAGAAGAGUCAGAGUGGGAACUACAGCUGUCAGGCCUUUAACAACAGAACUAGGCCUAUGAGAAAUCAAACAUCGCAGACUGCAGCCAUCUCUGUACUAAAAUCUCAAAUCUCCAAUGUUGUAGUGACUCCCAACGCCACAGAGUUGUUAGAGCUGAGCUCAGUCUCUAUGUCCUGCUCGACCUCUGGAUCUUUCCCCACUUUCCUCUGGCUGAACGACAGCUCUGAGGUUACAGCCAGCGACAGGGUUCUGCUCAAUGAUGGAAACUCCACUCUCACGAUAAUUAAUGUCACACGCUACGACCAGGGACCAUUCUUCUGCCAUGUGUUCAAUAAUUUCAGCAAUUACACCAGCGAUCCAGUGACACUCUACAUCAGCUUUGGCCCAGAAAAUAUUAAUUUGAAGCUGUCUCCGCCACAAAAAUACUUCAAGGUUGGGUCAAACAUAAACAUGACGUGUUCAGCUGACUCCAGACCUGCUGCCCAAUUUAUGUGGUUUCUGAAUGGAAGCCUGCUGUCUGAUACUGGACCAGAGUUCAGACUGAUGAACAGUCAGAUGAAUCACAGUGGACGCUACAGCUGUCAGGCCUAUAACAGCAAAACUCUGAAAUAUGAAAAAUCUAAGCCUGCAGCCAUCUCUGUACAGACACCAAUCUCCAAUGUGAUGGUGAUUUCAAACAACUCACACUUGGGCCUGUUUGAGUUCAACAGCUCUGUCCGUUUGUCCUGCUCCGCCUCUGGAUCCUACCCCUCUUUCCUCUGGCUGAACGGCAGCUCUGAGGUUACAGAAAGUGACAGAGUUCAGCUCACUGAUGGAGGCGCCACUCUCACUCUAACUAGAGUGACCCGCUAUGACCAGGGACCAUUCAGUUGCAACGUGUCGAAUGGUGUCAGCAGUGAAAUCACCCAGCCGGUGAAUCUUUUCAUCCAACAUGGACCUGACAACAUGGCUAUCACAGGACCCAGUUCAGUGCGUGUUAAAGAUUUCACAAUGCUUUACUGCUCCACGAUGUCUGUACCAUCACCAACGUUCAUCUGGCUUUACAACGGGAGGCCAACCAGUGUCCGUGAGGCUGCGUUCGUCAUAAAAUCCAUCAGACCCUUUGACGGGGGGACGUUCACCUGCACUGCUGUGAACGCUGUUACAGGGCUGAAUCAAUCAGUGAGCCACAAGUUAACUGUUGUAGAUUACUUAGACUGUGACUGCUCAACUGCUGCCGGGAGAGCUACCAUCAUAACAGCUGGAUGCUUUCUUCUUAUUGCUGUAGUUGGUGGAACAAUUGUGUAUGGCAUGAUGAGGAGGAACAGAAACAGCAGCGACUACCCAGCACAUCGACAAGAAUCUCUGAGCAUGAGGAACAGACGUUCAGACGUGUAUAAGAUCUCAGUGACAGCACAGAAUGGCUUGACUUCCUUUGACGCAUGAACAAAAUUAGGAAACACAAACACACAUACUGUAAGAAGACGGCAGUGUUAUUGUUUUUGUAUUUAUUUAUUCAACCCAACCAUUUUCUGCCUCCUUCAGAUUACACUUCAUUGUGCUGAGUUUGAUGCACAGCUGCAUUGCAACUUUUUGUGUAACCUGAUUUUCUGAUCAUAUCUGAUGGUUUGCAAGAAUUAGUUCAAGAUGAACACUUAUUCUGAAUAUAUGUAAGAAAUUACAAAAGGAAAAAAUGAUUAAAAGUAUUUAUUUAUUUAAAGUAAUAUAGUAGUAGUAGCAAAA
Epinephelus moara (kelp grouper) is the source of this 5680-nucleotide messenger RNA. RefSeq names its product hemicentin-1-like. The record is from RefSeq and is a predicted model, not a curated record. Lineage: Eukaryota; Metazoa; Chordata; Actinopteri; Perciformes; Serranidae.